This is a messenger RNA of Spirodela intermedia, 7100 nucleotides long. NCBI's taxonomy places the organism in Eukaryota, Viridiplantae, Streptophyta, Magnoliopsida, Alismatales, Araceae. The record is from the annotation of a GenBank genome assembly.
AUGGAUGUUGCUACCGUUCGCAGUCCCACUCCCUCCCCCUCGCGUCGAAUACUCUCCUCCUUUCCCCCCGUUGCGUCGCUUUCCCUCCUCAGGGGUCCAAGACCCUCGAACCGCUUGUUUGCCCUCCGCCGCCGAGGCAUCUGGACGGCCUGCGGGGGAGCGGAGACGCUGGUUGCUGGGAAUCAAAGGGAAGAGUCGAAAUCCCCUGCAUCUGGCAAGAAGGUGAAGAAAGACGAGGGCAUAGAUUUGAAAUCUUGGCUGCACAGCCAGGGAUUGCCUCCGUGCAAGGUAUUGCUCAAGGAGAGGGCGCCACAAGACGGGAAGCACUGCUCCAUUCAUUACGUUGCAGCGAGCGAUGAUCUUCAGGUACCUCUCAUAGCUGCGAACCAUCUAUUCAAUGUUUUAUCCGGAGAAUGUCGAGUUGAGACCAUGACUACUGCAGGCUGGUGAUGUGGCUUUUUCAGUGCCAAAUUCCUUGGUAGUUACCUUGGAGAGAGUCCUAGGGGAUGAGACAGUUGGUAAGUGCGCAGUAUUCGUCUUUUUCCCCGUAGCAUCAUUUUUUUUCUUCAGGAAUAAAAAAUUGAUUGCAAUGUGGAUCAAAAAUGAUCUGCUCAGAACAUUUUUGAAUACUUUUUCAGAUUCUGUAAUUUUUCGCAAUCGUAUGGUCAUCCUUUCAAAGUUCCUUUGGUGUUUCAUUUCCUUUUUAAGUAAUUACUUGGCCAUGCGAUAAUGUAUGGUAUCCAUUGCAUGGGAAAAUGCUACACUAAAUAUUUUAUAUAGUCACCAUAUAAAUUCUUAGGGGCUUUUUAACCUUGGAGCUGUGAGAAACAUCAAUGUUUACUAUUUUUAAUUCAUUUUUUUCAUCUUUCUUCAGUAAUUGCCAUCCAUAUAAUUAUUCGUUUCCAUGGUGUCUUUACAAAACUUUUUACUACUUAAAUUUGGGUCAAUAAAAGUACAUGGCAUUAGGAAUAGAGAUCUUCCAUGAUGAAUGUUAUCACAUCUUGCUUCACAUUUGUAAUGAUUGGCAGCUAUCUUUUGUUGAUAGGAUUGCUUCGAUUUUCAGGGCGAAACUGAAUGCUUGCCAAGACGCAUAUGAGGAAGAGAAAAAAUGCAGUAAAAAAGUUAUUGCCUAACCAUGGCAAAAUGAUGUGACAAGAUUAGUUGUUCAACAAAUUAAUUGUGUGGCAAGGUGUAAAACUGUUUCACUAAUCCAGAGAUAUACACCAAAUUGAUAAAUUAAAAGAAUCUAGUAGCAUCAGAGUAAAUGGCUUAAUAAAGAUUUGUUCACAUUCUAAACUGACCAUGGUAAAUUUCAUCAUAAGAACCAAAAUAGCCCGGUAAUGUGGGUUAAUGCUUAGAAUUUAUCUUAUUAGGGUUUAAAGUCUUGGACUUUGUAUGCUGUCGACAUCAAUGGUUGAUCAUACUUUAAGAUUUUAUUGACUAGUUGAUUGAACUGAUUUUUUAGUUAUGAAAUUAAAUGACACUAAUGGGUUAAGGAAGUACCAGUAGUUCUCUGCUGUGCAAGCCCUGUGAAAAGAGCAGUUUUGGAUUUAAAUUUAUUUACAAAGCAUGCUGGAAGAGUAAAAGGAGAACCAAAUUGAGGUUGUAGAGAAAUUAAGGAUAAGUAACCCUUGCAAUUCAAUAGCUGGAUAAGGCUAUUUGGAGAUGGGAAAAUAAAUAAUCUUGCUUAGUGAUUGGGUUUGGAUCCAAAUGGAGUUAUUUACUGGAGAUCUGCUGUGAAGGUAUAUCUCCUUAUGGAGAUGACCCGUUGGAAUUUUCCACCAUUGACCAGCAGUGGUAUAAUUUCUCCUUGAUGUUUGAGAUUGUGCUGCUUGUACGCACAUGAGAAGGCAAGCAUGGAUUACUGAGCCCCCUAUGAAAAAUCUUUGGGUUGUUUAAUCGACAGAAUUCUUUCACAACUUGAGGGAUGUUCAUUCUUAUGUUCAAGGUCUAGCUCGAUUGGGUAUGGAUACAAACCCAAUUAGAGGAUGUAGAUGGACGCAUACAGGGAAUUAAACCAUUUGAACGGCUGAAAAAUGGGAGCAACUGUCUGGAUUAAGCAAUUCUUAGUGGGAAUGGACGACAAGGGAUACUGAUUUCGGGUAGUUCAGGUACUACCUUCUAGAGUCUAACCUGCUGUUAGAAAAUGUUCAUUUUACAUAUGAAACGAUUAUGAGAAGGUUCUAUUGUUAUAUUUUAGUGGUGAUUUGAUCUUCCAAAUAGACACGAUAUACUCAUGCAUAUACUGGUUCACUAUCUUCUAGCCACUAAUAUGCCACGGGAUUGACAUGGAACUUUUGUAGAGUGGCAUCAGAUUGUAUCCCUUCUGUGCUUUUUUCUUGGCUUUUUGCAGCACUUGACCCUAGGUGAUGUCACGUUGAUUGUAUGGGGUUUCAUGUUUGAUUUUAAGUGUUAUUUCCCUCUUUGGGUUUUUUGCUUUUUUCGGGUGCUUAGAUGUGUUUUGCCUAGACUACUUGGGUUGUAUUCUAAAGAAAGAUUUUUCUGUAUCCUUUACGAGUCUAAAGGCUGUAUGCUUUGACCACCUUCCUCAUUUCCUUGAAGUACUACAGAAAAAAGUGCUGCAUUCUAUUCCUCUCACUGUUUUUAUUUUCAUUUUCUGUAGUAUUUGAUGAGGAAAAGGAUAUUCUUAUGUUUAUGCAGCGGAACUACUGACAACAAACAAGCUAUCAGAGUUAGCCUGCUUGGCAUUGUAUCUUAUGUAUGAAAAAAAGCAGGGAAGGGAAUCUUUUUGGUACCCUUUUAUUAGGGAGCUUGAUCGUCAACGAGGGCGAGGUCAGCUUGCCGUGGAAUCUCCACUUCUUUGGUCUGAAAGUGAACUCUCUUACCUGACUGGCAGUCCCACAAAGGUAACCACCUAAAAACUCACUUUCUUUUUAACUGAAGGAAUGAGGUAUGUAGCACCAUGUUUUUGAGUUAAUGAGUGGUAUGCCACAUACUUUAUCGUUAGAUAAGUAAUAUUUAUUCAUUCAACAUUCAGAAGUGGUUAACAUCUGACAACAUCCCCAAAACCAUAAUAUCAAGGCGCACAAAAUCUUUAAUUUUUUUUACGUUUCAUUUGAUUUAUAACUUCGACUCCAAGAUCUCAAAUUCAAGAUCCAGCAUACAGCUCAAUCUUUUGGAGGAGCAUACUAGCCAAACUCAACCUUCACCUCUGGAAGCAUGCGCAUUAACUCAUUGACAAUUCAACAGAAGAUAGGAGUCCGAAAUUGCGCUGCUAUGCUUGGCAUCAGAGUAGCUGCACAAUUCAACAUUCAACACUGCAUAAUAGCUAUGCAUUCCAUUUAGAUCCACGAUGUUCUGGGAGAUUGAAUAUGCUUGAAAGAUACUCAGCUUUCCAGGUAAUAUGCUUGAAGGUGCUUGUAUGAGCAUGGAUUGCCAAUUCCUACUGUUUGUAAGCCAGUUCUUGUUUGUAGGACAGCCUCUCGGACUAGUUCAUGUGGUCUCAUUUUGAUUUGAUGAUAAACUUUGACUGAACGUACUCAUCAAAAGUCUUUAAGCUGUAGACUUUCUCUAUCAUGUAGAUCUCUCCAUGGUUCUGCUGCAACAUAACAAUAUCCCCGAAAGGUGCAAAAACAGAAGCAGGCUUGGGAGAUCAAGUUGAUGAGCUUCAAUUCUCACUAAUCCAUAUUAUCUUGACCUUCUCAUUUAAAUAUUGAUCUGCUUGGGCUUUGGUGAAGAAAUAAACAACCUUUUGGGAUUUUGAAUAGAUAUUAAUAUUACUUGCUGCAUCAGUUGAAUCUCGGGCUUCUAAUAAUGCAUCAUUUCUUUCCUGACAUGCUUCUUUGUUAGCCAUCAAAUGAUUUGUCGAAGUAGCAUAUUAAAGGUUUUCAUAAUCCUUAGAGGUUAUUUCUUUUAUGAUACUACUGCAGACUGAGGUUCUUGAGAGAGGAGAAGGAAUCAAAAGGGAAUAUAACGAGCUUGAUACUGUGUGGUUCAUGGCUGGGUCAUUAUUUAAGGUGAGUUUCGUUGUGAAAUUAACAACACUUGAAAAUAGUUGUGUUUGUUUCUUCAUUCUUGAUCUAUAAUAUUUCAGCAAUACCCUUAUGAUAUUCCCACCGAGGCCUUUCCGUUCGAGAUUUUCAAGCAGGCUUUUGUUGCAGUUCAGUCUUGUGUUGUCCAUCUACAGGUAAGAUAUUGAUUGCGACUUCUUCCAUUUUGUAUUAUAUGAAGCUGUAACAGUCUAGUAGGCCUUUUGCUUAUGAUUAAGCUUUAAAUCAAUGUUUUUAUAUCGUUAUAGAUCCUAAUGUGAAAUUAUCGUGCGAAGAAAAGGCUGCUGAAGUUCAUUUGAAAUAUGUAUCCAUUAAAUUGGAAACCCGAAGACUCCUUUAAUUGUGUAUUCUCUUCAAAAGACAGGCUAGAACAAGCUCUUUACAGAGCUCCACUGAGGACCAGAAAACUUGAAAUUGAUGUGGGGUCACGUGACAAGACUCUCUGGGGUUUGGGAAAGCAAGAACAAUUUACAUGCCUUCACAUUUGACUGUUCAAACAAUCAAGGGCACAAAGUCGUCUACGCUAACAAUGUAGUAUAUAACUUAUCCCCGGAAUGGGUGUCAAGCGUUGAUAUGGACACGAAUGUCAGAUACAAGCUUGGAAAAUAAGCCAUAGGCAUAUGGGGGGAUUUAAGGACCUUUAUUUUUAUAUUUUGUAUCUAUGUUCCUUUGUAUGCCAUGAUAAAAUAUUUUCCGCACUUUUUUAGAUAUAUGUUAGCUCUUACCACUAGACUGUUGCGAAGAUUGCUUUUCAAUGCUGCCCACGAGCAGUUUUAGAUUCCUAUAAUUAUUUGGUCAAUUUUCUCAAUUUGCAAAUCCAUUCCAAACCUGUCAAUACUCCAGAUGUUUAUUUUCUGCUGUGCUAUAAUCAUUUGAUGUACCAAUUUCGUUCAGUUACAAUUGGCUGGCAAGAAUGUCCCAUAAGCUGUGCCAGGCUAGCAAGGGACAGCCGAUUAAUACUUUGAGGUUAACCUUCAUGUCAUAGAACGCUAAAAAGAAGCUAAAUAUAAAGAACUGAAUAAGUUUAUCAGAUGAAAUAGAAAGAAUCCCAAAAAAAAAAAAGAAACGUUAUUGUAUUAUACACCUGAACGUCUGAAUUAGCAGUCCUCUCAUUAAUCUCCUUAGGUUGUUGCAUAAAAGAUUAUGAAGAGGAUACUGUUCAAUCUCUCUGUUCAAUGGAAAAGGUUGUCUACUUGGUGAAUGUGUAUUUGCUUUAAUGACUUAUCAAAGCGUUCAACCAAUGCCGAUAAAUUUACAGUUGUCAUCAAUAAACAUAUGAUGCACUUACAUCUGCUUCUGUCGAUGUCUUGGUUUCUACCUCGUUUAUGUAUUGGGCUAUCCAACUCAAAACCUCUUGCAAGUCACAGUUUGUUUUUCUCUCUCCAAUGUGGGAGAUUCUAGUUUGACUGAUAUCAAUGGUGAAAUUUACCAAAUAUGUUUUUUUGAAACCAGAAAGUCAGUUUGGCCCGAAGAUUUGCUUUAGUUCCUCUUGGGCCACCUCUAUUAGCUUACAAGAGCAACUGCAAAGCAAUGCUGACUGCGUCCGGGGAACAUGUUCAAUUGGUUGUGGAUCGUCCAUACAAGGCUGGGGAAUCAAUUGUCGUGUGGUAUUCUAUUUUUCGUUUUACCUUGAAAUUCGGUAAAUGUAUCUUUGAGCCAUCUGCGCAGUGACAGUCAAAACUGGUAGUAAUUCUUUUUUCAUUCAUAGCAUUCUAUCCGGACAUAUUAAGCUUUGUAUUACACAGGUGUGGACCACAACCAAACUCAAGAUUGCUCUUGAACUAUGGUUUUGUUGACGAAGAUAAUCCCUAUGACCGUCUAACAAUUGAGGUGUGAAGUGGAUUCCUUGGUGUGCAGUUGUUGUACUUAUUCAUUGGGAACCAACUUUCUUGUGUGUGCAUGUUUGAUCUAGGCAUCACUGAACAUGGAAGACCCGCAAUAUCAAGACAAGAGAAUUGUUGCCCAGAGAAAUGGAAAGCUAGCCAUCCAGACCUUUCAAGUAUGGAAACUUAUUUUUUGUGGUUCAUUUUGUGUAGAUCUGAUUCGAUAUGGCUUCAUUUUCAGGUGCAAGUGGGAAGAGAAAAGGAAGCUAUCUUGGAUAUGCUUCCUUAUCUGCGAUUAGGUUACGUUUCAGAUCCAUCUGAAAUGCAGUCGGUGAUUUCUUCUCAAGGACCUGUAUGCCCUGUGAGUUUAGGUUUCAAUGUUGACCUUUAUAACUUGAUGUUGUCGAUAUGGGACGAUAAGUCAUGCAUUUGGAUGCGAACAUAAGGGAAAUAUUCUUUUGUAGCACCUUUAUCUAGGUCUACAUUCAUCAUAUAUGUCAACAUCAGUAUAUGAUGUGUGCUUCCCUAGUUAUCUACUGAGCAUAUAUUUUGGACCAUCUGAUGAUUGUAAUCAUUAAUUAUUAGGGGAGAGGAAGAAGAGAAAUUAGUAGGUUGGGAUUUUCUCCAUCUAAAUACUAGUAGAGUGUUGUGAUGAGGACUUCAGUAGAGGCCAUCCGUGUCCUCCGGAAUAAUAGAGUAUUUGGUACAGACUUGGUACAAGCUUUAUGAGGAAGCCAAGAGCCUUGGGCUUGAAGAAAGGUCAAAUUUUAUGGUAGGAUUUUUCGUCAUUAGCCGAGUACGUGUUUCUGUUAAUCAGGGUUUAUAUUAGAGUUUUUAUUGAUAAUUGUGCAGCUGUCAUACGGAUCUGAGAUCCCCUAAGAUGCUAAAAAUAUUCACGACUGACAUAUUUGAGCAGGUUAGCCCAUGCAUGGAACGAGCUGUUCUCAAGCAACUUUUUGACUAUUUCACGUCCCGCUUGGCAACCUACCCCACAACCCUAAGUGAAGAUGAAGCCUUGGUAAUAUUUACAUCGAUUCCUGGCAGUGUUCUCAGUUAAGACACUUAGUCCUAGGUUCUAACUGGUUUCAACGUGACCCAGUUGGCGGAUGAAAACUUGGAUCCCAAGAAAAGAGUUGCAACUCAACUGCUCAGGCUGGAAAAGAAAAUGUUAAAUUCUUGUGUUCAGGGAACCGUUGAUCUCAUAGACCAGUUGCCAGAUAACUCUGUCUCUCCCUGUCCUGCUCCUUAUGCUCCUAUCCUGAAAUGA